This is a messenger RNA of Nylanderia fulva, 1045 nucleotides long. Lineage: Eukaryota; Metazoa; Arthropoda; Insecta; Hymenoptera; Formicidae. The record is from RefSeq and is a predicted model, not a curated record.
CCCUCUCAUGUCUUUCAUCCGAGACGAGUGCUUCGCGCGAUCUAGAUUUGACUCUGCAAGAAACAUUGAAGGGAUAUUGAAUUGAUUAAUAUAUUUAAAUCAUUGAGAAGAUUCUAUGGUAUUUAAUAGCGGUUGGUCACCAGUCAAGAAUAAAAGCCAAUAGAGUGCAAACAUCUAUAAGAGGAGAAAACUUACUAUGUUAAAAACGUUAAAAAUUUUAUGUGUUUUACUAAAAAUAUUUAUGCUAAUGAGGACGGCAUUCACGUCCUCUUCGAAGGAUCAGGAAGAUUGUCUAACUCAGGAUAACCCAUCCUUCAGAUUCAUCGAUGUCCAUGAGUACGUGUCAUCAAAUCUCGAAUCUGUUCAGUAUUAUUUUGAAAACGACACUGUGAGAGUAAGAAAUGAAGUCGGAGAAUCUACACCAUCUUCAGAAAGCAUUCCAAGCGAGCCAACAUGUCCUAGAGCAUUUGUGGAAUUUAACGACAGACUAAAUCAGAAAGACAUUAUUGUGACAUUCAGGUGGAACAAACCUAAAUUUACAAAUGGAGUGAUACAAAAAUAUACAGUUCAAUAUUGGUUUUUUGAGAAUCAAAUAAUUCAUAGAAGAGUUGCUAUAAUCUCAAAUUUCACGAUAUUGCAACUUAAAGUGUACAAUUUAAAACCUGAUGAAGUGUAUUAUUUCAAAGUACAAGCGCAUAACAAAUUUGGUGCUGGCACUUAUACUAAGUUUAUCAAUGUGUCGACCACACAUGAGAAUCCAGUACCUUUAUUACUCGUCAAAAAGAAAAGUGAAUUUUAUGUAUUGGAUAUAGAUUUACAGAUCGGCUUUGAACGUGAUAUAUAUAAAUACUGUACUGACAUCGUUUACUCAGCAUUGGAACAUAAAAUUUAUGGGAUUAUUCACGCCUCAAAGUUAAUAACAUUGGAAUUUAAUCCGAACGCAAUCGAAACGAAUCAAAAUUUUACAAUAAUAGCAGAAAUGGGAGGCUAUGCAUAUUCUCUGUGCAUUGAUUGGAUUCGUGGCAGUUUAUUGGUUAGAAUAUGA